Mercenaria mercenaria is the source of this 1473-nucleotide messenger RNA. RefSeq lists its product as uncharacterized. The coding region runs from base 1 to 1473 and encodes 490 amino acids. The transcript is spliced from 2 exons. Gene Ontology annotation, molecular function: nucleic acid binding; zinc ion binding. Lineage: Eukaryota; Metazoa; Mollusca; Bivalvia; Venerida; Veneridae. The record is from RefSeq and is a predicted model, not a curated record.
AUGUAUUACGAUGAAUGGUUGAGACUUGGCGAGAGACUUGGAUUGUCCGGUGGAGACUUGAUCCUUUUCAUCAAAGAUAAGGAAGAGGAAUGUAUAGCAAGGGAAGAGAGAGCUCAACGACGUGAUGAAGAAAGGAGACAGAUGGAGAUGAACUUUGAACUGCAAAUGAAGGAGAGAGACUUAGAGAUUGAGCGUUUGAGGCUCACCAGAGUAGACAGUACUGACACUUGUAAGGCGUACAGACCUAAGAUUCCAAAGUUUGAUGAAGAGCACGAUAACAUUGACGCAUAUCUGGAAAGGUUUGAGAGAUAUGCUCAAAGUCAAAAGUGGGAAGAGGAGAGCUGGGCCAUAAGUCUUAGCUCACUUUUAACAGGAAUGGGACUGGAGGUGUACACAAGCAUGCCACAAGAAGAGGCCUGUAAUUACGAUUCUCUCAAGAAAGCGAUCCUAAGGAGGUAUCAGUUGACUGAAGAGGGAUUCAGAUCUAAAUUUCGACAAAGUAAACCAGACCAAGGAGAGUCGGUCUUCCAAUUUGUGUCAAGAAUAAAGAGAUACUUCAGUCGUUGGACUGAACUGGCUGGAAUAGAAAAGACGUAUGAAUCCUUAUGUGAUUUAAUGAUAAGAGAGCAGUUUAUUGAAGGUUGUUCGGCCGAAUUAGCGGUGUUUCUGAAAGAGAGAACACCAAAGUCGAUGGACGAGAUAACACGUCUUGCAGAGCAGUACAUCGAAGCACAUAAGGGGACACCUUCAAUAUUGUCGAAGAGUGUUGCGCCACAAAGGAAGCACAACUCCACCAACCAUGAGCAGUCCAGUCGAAAGACAGAAGAGAAGAAUGGGUUGCGGAAAACCUGCUUUAUAUGUAAUAAAGCAGGUCAUUUAGCGCGUGACUGUAGACAAAACAGCAGGAGUAACACUCCAAAGAGUUGCUUUAUCUGUAAUAAAGCAGGACACUUAGCCAGAGAUUGUAAGCAGAUGAGAUCAGCUCCAGCAAAGAAUGACCAGAAGUUAGCAGCAGUGUGUGUUCAAACGGAUCUUAAAAGGGGAGAGGAACUUGGAGGUACAGAGAGGAUUCGUAGGAACAGAAGAAGUGAAAGUGUUAAGGGACACUGGAUGCGAAUCCGCUGCUGUAAGAGAGACUUAGUCAAAGAAGAGCAAUUUCUAGGCAAAGAAAUAGUGAUGAUCACAAUAGAUGGGGACGCCAAAGUUGUACCUAUGGCGAAGAUAUGGGUUGAUACUCCGUAUUACAUUGGAGAAAUUGAGGCAAUGGUACCAAAGUCGUUGAUUUGUGACUUAGUCAUUGGGAAUGUUCCUGGUGUACUUGAUAGACCUGAUCCUGAAUGGAAAAAGAAGAUUGCUGAUACAUCAGUAGCUGCGGUUAUGACAAGAUCACAGAGUAGAAAAGCAGAGCUACCAACGAAAGCACUGAAUGUGCCGAAGCCCUCUGUGAAACAGAAGCUAAUGUGGAGACAUUAA